UUCGCUCUGAGCAAGUUGAGAUGAGUCUUUGGGCUUUCGGUCCAGAAUUGAUUAACUUUGGAUUUCGCUUCACCAAGUGUGACGUUCACAGCUGGGAUUGGGAAUCAAAGACAACUGCAACCUGUUGACAAGUUUUAACCAGUUGUAUACUGUGAGAAAAGAAACUAAGCACAGACAUCUUCAGGAUGCACAGUCACGAAUAAUAUAAUAAUUGGAAAACUCAGCAUUUGGACCAGUCUCUGUUGCUACUUGAUUGCACCAAAAACACUAGCAGCACCUUUACAUGGAGUCAAAAGCGAAGAAUCCAGUGAACAACGCUGGGGCAGUGUGGGAGAAAGAUUGUGCAGGUGAGACAAGGAUAUUGCAAGAACAGUACACAAGUGGAAGCUCCAGUAUCGCAGCCAUUGCUGAGGCUGACAUCCAGCGCAGCGUGCAAGCAAUAAUACGGGAACUGGACCAGGAACAUCCAGCAUUCCAGUGCAGUCGAGGUAUGUUUCGGUGGACAUUGCAUAAGAAGACUGAACGAGACCCAUACAACAGCAAUUUUCUGGUUAAGAUUCUCAUUGGUGAACUGGAACUGGCAAAGAAAAACAAUAAGCACUACAUUUUACCUCUACUGAACACCUUAAUGUAUGCUAUUAUUCAGGCUGCAUAUAUUCCUGAUAAUCUUUAUGAAAAAGCAUAUACAUUUUGCAAAGGACUCCUAUCCUUCCCCAAGCCCUACUGUACAAUUGGACAUCAGUAUGCAGUCAUGUUAAAGGCUGAAAGAAAAGCACCAGGUUUUUUGUACCAAAGGGUAGUUAUAUCUGAACAUGGGCUAAAAAAUGACACCUUCUCACACCGAGAAAAAAUUUUCAUCUUUGCUGAUCCUGAUCUUAUCUCUGAAGAAGUCAUUAAAUCUCUUCACAAUGAGAUCCACUCAGUGAGCUUAAAUGACACAUCUGCUGUUAAUAUGAGUCAUAUUAUAAAGCACAGCAUUCAAGCAACACUGGGAGAGAAUUGUGACAUCAGCAAAUUGGAUGUAGCCUUGCAGAACAAACCCUACAACAUGAUUGAGCACUAUUUCCAAGAAGUGGUUGCUGUCACCGAGCAGUCAUAUUUUUCUUCAGAGGAAGUUACUACAGCCCACAGGAAACACAGCAGCAAGUUGCAACAACUUUACAAGAUAAUAAUUAACUCUGCACAACAAGUGCCUCCAAGUGAAAGGCUCCAGAAUAUUCUAUUGCCAAAUCCAAAUAUCGGCUUUUUUAUGUGGAAAGAAGAUGACCUCCUUUGGAAGGAACUGGUGCAGUUUGUUAAAAAUCAACUUGACGGUAGCCAAGAUUUUAUUUACAGUGACCCAGACACUUCUGAGAUGAGUGAGACUACAGAUUGUCACAACAUUGAGCAAAUUAGAUUGUCGGUUCUGUCAACAGACAGUGGCAUAGUUAGAGACUGUGGGGAUCCGACUGUUGGGAGUGAUGCAUCACCUUCAAGGUCCAGUGACACAAACCAGACCAAGCUUUCCAGAAAAGGCUGUGUGAAGAAAAGAAACCAUGAUUCAGAAAACGCGUUGUAUUUUCCGGAUAUUUAUGACAAUACUACAACAUGCAAUGACAUGAAUCUCCAUCGGAAGUUUGGUUGCAAUGUGAUGUCAUUCAGCAUCAAACAACUAAAGCCCAACACUGCCCGAGUCGUAGUCAUUGGAAAUGACUGCAUUUUGGGAAGAUUAGCACAGGCUUAUCAUUCCUUGAGGAAAAGAGAAGCAAGAAGAGGCAUUCUCACGGCAAAACUAAACUUGCUGUUCUACUACAUUCCUGUAACGAAUGAGAAGCAGAGCCCUGUGUCUGCUGGGCAGGUCAACCAUUUACUGCACAGUGACCUUUCUUGUGAGCUGUCCAGGUACUUAGGCAGCAUAGACCCAUGGUAUAACAGCAACAUCAACAGCCUGCGCAACAUGAUUCCUGAACUGGCUAAAAUGUCUACAACAUCUGGACAACAGUCCGGUGCCGAUCCAUUUAUUGUGGAUGUUACAUCUUACUAUGUACGAAUGGGAUGUCAGCCUGUUUGCUUUCAAAUCUACAGUGUAAAGCUUACCUUUUCAGAUGAAACAGAUGAAAUUGUAGAUGACGUUUUUCUUAUUCAACUUGAGGCCGAGUUUCCAGAACAGAAGUGUGUCAAAGAAACCACACUGGUGCGAAGGAGGGCAAUAUCAGAAGGAGUAGGUGGACAAAUUGCGGUUACGUACAAAAAAAUUGCACUGAGCAACAGGGAAUGUAUAAAACAACUUGCAAGUCAUUGCACUGGUGUAGUGAUGAAAGCAAUUCCUUCAACUAGAACUGAAGAUCUUGUUUGUCUGAAUGUAAGCAUAUCAGAAGUAACAAGUAAGACAAACUUAUCUGGAAAAACAUCUUUGACUGAAGAUGUCAAAAUCAAAACAUCUCAUGUAAGGAUUAAAGUUCAGGAUAACUGUGGAAAAUCCAUGGCAGUUUGUCUAGACAAGGAUUCUCGGAGGACAUACAAGGAUGUUAUCAGCAUUGAUGUGUCCCCUUGUCUGGAACCUGGAUACUGUUUGCAUAAAAUGAGGGCCUCAAGAUUUAAUCAAAAUGAAACUGAAAACAUUGGAUUAACUAAGUACAUGCCAAAAUGCCUGUUGUUACCAAUCAAUACGUUUGCAGGUAUCCUGUAAGUUAAGGUAGCCGACUCAAAAUAGUUAACCAAUUGCUUGAAGAAACAAAUGAUUUGGAGCUGCUGGAACAAUGAAGCAAAGAGUCACAAUAAUUAUUAUUGAAAAGCAUCUUCUGGAGAGGGACCAAUUAUUUUCAAGACUUGACCAGUCCAAAACCAUGUUUCCUGUUAUUGGGAACGUGGAGUUGUGGGUGCUUGAAGGAAUAUUAUUUGGAAAUCAUCGAGCAUUUUAUUCGAACCAGUUCAAGGAAGUCAGAAGAGAUGACGAUUGCACAAAUGCAAGCACAAUAUUGAAGGGGAAAUUCCCAGAGCUCGUGUGAAGAGAUUUAUUGUAUAGACCUGUUAUUGGCUACCUAAUUCUCAUGCAUACUAUUGGCUCUGUCUCCAAAACUGGUGAAUAUUAGGCAUCUUUAGGAAGAAUACAAUGGUCAAGGGCGUGACUACACCCGACAAAAUAAGUUUGGGGAAAUUUAUUUAGCAGGAGUUAUUUAUGCAGGAUAUACAUGAGAUUACUUCAGUAAUAUUUAACAAAAGCCUUAAUUUAAAUUUUGGAUUGAACAUUAAUAAACCUAUGAUCAGAAAGUUCACUACAUGGGUAUAAAUGCGCUGCAUAUCUCGGGAGGGAAAAUGAUUUCCUCUUAAUUUCUGGUAGCAAAUUAAUGAGCACGCUCUCUAUGCUUGGAAGUAUAAUUUCACUACAAUGAAUAAACAUCUUUCUCCAUGAAAUUUUACACUUUAAUUCCACUAUGCUGUUUAACUUACCACUUCGCUACAUUUCCAAAAUCCAUGUUUAUAAUAUGUACCUGUGUGUCUUAGAUGUAUAGUAUUUAUUAUAUGGUUCUGUAAAAAAAAAUACAUUAAAUAUAAUCACUAUACAAUACAACUGAAAGCCUUA
Messenger RNA from Pristis pectinata (smalltooth sawfish), 3562 nucleotides. Its product is annotated as phosphoinositide 3-kinase regulatory subunit 6-like. Gene Ontology annotation, molecular function: 1-phosphatidylinositol-3-kinase regulator activity. Gene Ontology annotation, biological process: positive regulation of MAP kinase activity; G protein-coupled receptor signaling pathway. Lineage: Eukaryota; Metazoa; Chordata; Chondrichthyes; Rhinopristiformes; Pristidae. Bases 284 to 2668 code for a protein of 794 amino acids. The record is from RefSeq and is a predicted model, not a curated record. The transcript is spliced from 21 exons. Gene Ontology annotation, cellular component: phosphatidylinositol 3-kinase complex, class IB.